GAGAGCUACAGAUUCUUCACCCUGCCGCCAGCCCACUGAGUGGCAGCAGAUCUUUCUAAGAACUUGUUGCCAAGAGCCCUGAAAAGGAGCCACCAUGCAGUGCUUCAAGUUCAUUAAGAUCAUGAUGUUCCUCUUCAAUCUACUCAUCUUUCUGUGUGGUGCGGCCCUGUUGGCUGUGGGCAUCUGGGUGUCCGUCGAUGGGCCAUCCUUCCUGAAGAUCUUUGGGCCACUAUCGUCCAGUGCCAUGCAGUUUGUCAACGUGGGCUACUUCCUCAUCGCGGCUGGUGCUGUGCUCUUUGUUCUUGGUUUCCUGGGCUGCUACGGUGCUUACUCUGAGAACAAGUGUGCGCUCAUGAUGUUUUUCUUCAUCCUCCUCCUCAUCUUCAUUGCUGAGAUUGCAGCUGCUGUAGUUGCCUUGGUAUACACCACAAUGGCUGAGCAAUUCCUGGCAUUGCUGGUUGUGCCAGCCAUCAGGAAAGACUAUGGUUACCAGACUGAAUUCACCCAAGUGUGGAACUCCACCAUGGAAGGGCUCAAGUGCUGUGGCUUCAACAACUACACAGAUUUUAAUGCCUCACGCUUUGUGGAAGAAAAUCAAGUCUUUCCUUUCUACUGCUGUAUCAACUUUGUCAAUGACACAGUUAAGGAACCUUGCACCGAGGAGGUGGCCCAGAAGAUGGAAGUACAGGGUUGUUUCAAACAGCUUCUACAUGGUGUCCGAACCAAUGCAGUCACUGUGGGUGGUGUGGCAGUUGGAAUUGCAGCCCUGGAGCUGGCCACCAUGAUCGCAUCCAUGUAUAUCUACUGCAACCUGAAAUAAGACUGCUUCUUCCUCUUUUGCUGCUGACGCAUAGGAACCAGGAAGAGGCCCUGGCAUAGCUAAGCAGCCAUGAUCAGAGUGGAGAUGAAAUACAAUGUCAUUUGGGCUGGA
Molecule: messenger RNA, 931 nt
Organism: Nannospalax galili (Upper Galilee mountains blind mole rat)
Lineage: Eukaryota; Metazoa; Chordata; Mammalia; Rodentia; Spalacidae
Gene: Tspan1
Product: tetraspanin 1
Exons: 8
Coding region: 95-820 (241 amino acids)
Cellular component (GO): membrane
Source: RefSeq, a predicted model, not a curated record